Pocillopora meandrina is the source of this 3798-nucleotide messenger RNA. Lineage: Eukaryota; Metazoa; Cnidaria; Anthozoa; Scleractinia; Pocilloporidae. The record is from the annotation of a GenBank genome assembly.
AUGGCGAGGAAUUCAAGCUUCCUAAUCCUACUGGCCUCUUUGUAUCUCAUGGACUUCGCUAUUGCCAAAAUGCCGUGCAAGACAGAAGUUAGCGUAGCUGGUAUGGCUCUCAAAGGAUUCGUCUUUAAAAAGGUUCCAGUAACAGCUCCUUACGUGUGCGAUACCACCUGCGAAAGAGAAACGAUAUGUCAAAGCUACAAUUAUGUAAUUGGGGAAAAGUCCUGUGAAUUGAACUCCCGAACCAAGGAAGCAAGGCCCGAGAAUUUUCAGCCAGACGAUUUACGCUUUUACAUGGGACGCAUUAGUGGUAGAAGUAUGUAUCCAGUUUAGUUAAUUUUACAUACGAAUCUUUCUCAGUGAGUUCCUAGUAACAGCUCACUACUUUCCGAGAGCUGGUGUCCGAUCGCUUGGUUAUUAAAUAGGGUCAGUGUCUUAAAGCAAAAUUCGCCUUCCAUGCAUACACUGAUAUUAGCUAAACUUCUCAGCUCUUAAUUAUUGUUCUUCCAUGUUUAUCUUGCCCGGACAAAUAUAUUAUCAGAUCUAAUCUGUUUUGCAACUUCUAUUACCCUUAAACCAUUAAUGAAGUCAUGUCUAUAUUUUAGCCCCCUUAGGAUCUAUUCCUGAACUACCAGCGCUAUCGUGCCAAGAGAUAAAAUCAAGUGAAGGUGAAGACAGCAUCAGUAAAAAUUACUGGUUGGAUCCAACUAAUGUCGGAAGCUCAAAGUUGGUUUACUGCGACAUGAAUUUGGAAGGUAAGUCAGUAUACCAAGAACAGAAUUUACACAACGUCUGGUCUACCUUUGCCCUGGCCUUUUGUGAAAUGUUUUCACCUUGUCUCAGUGAUUUCUUCGAUUAAUUCUCAAAUAGACAUCGAUGAAUGUAAAGGCAGCAAUAAAGUUUGUGACGAAAAUGCAAACUGCUCCAAUACUGUUGGGUUUUAUAAUUGCACCUGCAAAGAAGGAUUUACUGGGGAUGGACGCUUUUGCUCAGGUAAACUAGUUACAGACAUGCCGAGGUACAAUAUUUAACUAUUUUUCGCCUAAAAACACUGGAGGUACAUUUGAGCUAUCUACAAUCGAGUGAGUGAAUAAUAGACCAAUAAUACCUUGCAUGCUAUAUCAGUGGACCCUUAGCAUCACACAACGCAAUUUUAGCAGGAAUGUCUAUAUAUUAGCUGUCCUACAAGUGCUAAGUUUUGUUUUUUUUAAGCAGCAUUACCCAUACAUGUUUAUGCACGGAGUUGCCAUGAUCUACAUCCGGUUUGUUUCAGAGCCAUCAUGUUAGGAGACUAAAAAAUAACAUUGGAGAAGAAAAUAUAAUAUCUAGGUUGCACGUUUCAAAAAUCUAGUUCGUUAAAGACGAAAAAGUGAAAGCUUUUUAAGUGCAAAAUUCAUUUACGGUUUCUCAGAUAUUGACGAGUGUAAAGGAAAUCACUCCUGUCACGUGAAUGCGAAGUGCAAUAACACCCUUGGAUCACAUACAUGUGAAUGUCAGCCUGGAUAUACUGGAAAUGGACAAAACUGCAAAGGUGAAUUUAAUGUCUUCGUUACAAUAUUUAGAAUAGUCCUGCAUGACUACAGCGCCGCACCAGUCAGCCGUGUUGCAAGACAAUUAGAUAAUUUAUUACUCAUAUGUAACUCGUUAUGAUUUAGGCAGCCGUUCCUCAUGUUAAGAACCUUCUAGGUAACGUCCCUGAUUUUUAAAUGAACAAUCUUGGUGACUUAUGUAUUGUUUUUCUCCGCUAAAAAUUAACCUUAUCACAAUGAUUGACAGAAGCAUGAAAAUAGAAUCGCUCGCUUGGCUCUGAACCUUGUGCACAGGAUAGAUAUGUGAGUGAUUUCGAUGGUGCUACGUUUUCGCUGACGCUUAAGAUAUAUUUGAGAGAAAAAAGUUGAAAAUUAUUAUCAUCAAGUUUUAUAAAAUAAUCAAGAUACUACGGGCGCCCUGACUGGCCAAAAAACAACCGUUGAUUGCACCGAUAAACCCAUGGAAAACUAAAGUUUAAAUUACUAAAGUAACAAACAGCACUUUCUAUCGGAUUACCAGCGUAGUAAACGUCUCCAGAUGUUGGGAAACCAUUCGAAAAAAAAAAAAAAAAGGAAAUUUAUCGCCUCCAGCUCGUAAUUACAAACUUAUGUCAUGUCCUCACAACAUCCCGUGUGGGUUAUCUGGACAGUAAACUGAUAGAAAGAGCGAUGAAUAAAGGGGGUAAGGUUCUAAAGAAGCUGUGGUGCUGCGUCGGUGGGAGAGUAUAAUAGGGUAAUUAAGUAUUAUCAACAAUUUUUUACUGUGUAUUGUACAUUGACGAAUGUAGUGAGGCCCAUCCCUUUAAAAUGAAUAAAUGCCAUCCGAAUGCACCUUGCACUAGUACCCAGGGCUUGUACAAUUUCUCUUGCAAUCCCACGCUUAUUGGAGAUGGUUUUGAUUGUCAAGGCUAGUUUGGUUUUUGGAGGUGAUGAAAUUUUUGUUUGGUUCCCACGUUGAAUGUAGCAGUAAAUUUCUUAGAGUUUACUUUCAUCCGACAUUCACAUCGAGGAGGCAUACUUUACGCUCCCUUGAGCACAAGAACGAAUCAACUUUUGAUUAUAGGGGGUAAGUUUCUAAAGAAACUGUAGUGUUGCGUCGGUGGGAGAGUAUAGCAGGUAAUUCAGUGUUACCAACCAAGUUGAAAGCGUAAAUUGGCCACCGUAAAGAGUAAAAAAGCUAAUCUACGUUUUCAACUCAGUUGUUAACACUAAAUUACCAACUGAUUAUGUUUUAAAUGAUUUCAAAACCUUACACAAACUUUAACAUGAUGCAGACACGAUGCUCUCCGUGGCACUUAAAAACUCUUUAAUAAUCUCUAACCUUCCAAGAUUCUCUUAUAAUAAGAGCAGUUAUGAUCAAUCAAACUUAUUUGACUUAUGCAAGCCAAUUCGCGUUAUGAUUACAAAUAAUUGGAUGAUGCUAGUAAGCAGAGAGUUAUUACACUCUCCUAGAAAAUAAUUGGGUACAAGCGAAUACUUCUGGGCUGGCAUCGUUGUGUGGGAGCUGAGGAUCAAUACUGGGAUGAAAAAAUGUCUUAAACGCAUUUUGCAGCAUCCAGUUGAGGUACAAACAACUCGGGCUUUGAUGGGCGAUUAAAGCAAGAGGAAACGUAAUUCCUUAUGAUGCUAUCAUUUCAUUUUAGUUCCUUUGUGCAUCAUCAUUGGCUAACCCAAAUUCUUCUAACCCGAAUUCUUCAAAACCUGAGUGACGCUAAUAGAAAGAGCAGUUAAGCUACACCAAAAUUUGGUCCAGCGUUUUGUGGCAACUUACUUCCCGCGGAAUUUUUUUUUUGGGGGGGGGGGGGGUAUCAGGAACAAGCCAGUUGUUUCAGAGCCUUCUGGUUUAGAAGGUUAUCUUUGUUACUACAACCUUUUUUUGUAAUGUUUAUUUCAUUUAGUAGCCGACCCAUGUUAUUAUCAUCAAAACCUGAAUGAUGCCAGUAGAAAGAGCAGUUACCCAACACCCCAGAAACAAGAGGUGUGUGACGACCACCUUGUUGAGGAAUGGUAUCGUUUUGUGGGAGCUGCAGGAACAAAAAUGCCAACAACGCGUGUGCCAGCAUACAGAUGUGGUACACAGUGGUCUGGCUGGUUGGAUGCUGAUCAUCCUACAGUGGAAGAAGGUGAAGUUCGAAUGACGGUCUGCUUUAGUGAUCGCUCUACUGGUUGCCGAUACACAGGAACUAUUUCUGUAAAAAACUGUGGAUCUUACUUUAUCUACCGACUUAAAAAGCCACCUAAUUGUAACUCACGCUACUGUAGUACUGACUGA